Molecule: messenger RNA, 619 nt
Organism: Megachile rotundata (alfalfa leafcutting bee)
Lineage: Eukaryota; Metazoa; Arthropoda; Insecta; Hymenoptera; Megachilidae
Product: ATP synthase, subunit G
Biological process (GO): proton motive force-driven ATP synthesis
Molecular function (GO): proton transmembrane transporter activity
Source: RefSeq, a predicted model, not a curated record
UUACAUAAUUUCGACAGCGUAUCGAAUUUAAACUCGCGAAUCGUAGUUCGGUAAAAUGCCAUCAGAUGGGUGAAUCGUUCAUUAUAAAGGAGGGUUGCAGAUUGUAGGGGUGUAUUGGAAGGUGCAUUUUCUUUUGUACCUUACAGAAGAUUGUAACGAUCAAAAAUGUCAAAACUCCAGGGUUUAGUUGAUGUGACUAAAACUGCUAUAACUACAGCAAGACCUGCCCUUAAAAAAUUCGUAUAUUAUGCAAAAGUAGAAUUGGUUCCACCAAAGAUAUCUGACAUUCCUGCCAUUCGACAUGAUAUUCAAAGGCUUGUAUCUGCAGCAAAAAAUAAACGGUUUCUUGAGCUUCCAGUACGUGAAGUUUGGCUAAAUACUUUGGUUACACUCGAGGUAUUAUGUUGGUUCUUUAUUGGAGAAUGUAUUGGCAAGCGCCACAUCAUAGGUUACAAAGUUUAAAAAAACAUCAAUAUUAAUAUAGGCAGAAUCUGUGUAUAAGUAAUAGUCAUUCUAAUAAAUAAAUAUACAUAUACAUCUGGAAAAAUAAACUUUACAAAUGAAUAUUACCAUUUAAUUACACCAUUGUUUAUUUUAUUUUUCAUAAUUAAAAUAAAAC